Messenger RNA from Lynx canadensis (Canada lynx), 918 nucleotides. RefSeq names its product peptidyl-tRNA hydrolase 1 homolog (gene PTRH1). The coding region runs from base 28 to 696 and encodes 222 amino acids. NCBI's taxonomy places the organism in Eukaryota, Metazoa, Chordata, Mammalia, Carnivora, Felidae. The transcript has 5 exons. The record is from RefSeq and is a predicted model, not a curated record. Gene Ontology annotation, molecular function: peptidyl-tRNA hydrolase activity.
GGGGCCUACACCGUGAAAGGGGGCGACAUGCGGCCAGACGGCUGCCGGCGAGCUACGCUGUGGUUGAGUCGCGCCAUGAGCGUGCUCACUUUGGAACCCCGGCCCGCGGGGAAGCGGUGGCUGGUGGCCGGUCUGGGGAACCCUGGACUGCCCGGCACGCGGCACAGCGUGGGCUUGGCGGUGCUGGGGCACCUGGCGCGGCGUCUGGGUGUGGCGGACACCUGGGCGCGCGACCGGCGCUGCGCGGCCGACCUCGCCGUGGCCUCGCUCGAGGAUGCCCAGCUGGUCCUGCUUCGGCCCCGGCGGCUCAUGAACGCCAGCGGGCGCAGCGUGGCCCGGGCCGCGGAGCUGUUUGGGCUGACUGCUGAGGAGGUCUACCUGGUGCAUGAUGAGCUGGACAAGCCCCUGGGGAAAGUGGCUCUGAAGCUGGGGGGAAGCGCCAGGGGCCACAACGGAGUCCGUUCCUGCAUUAGCUGUCUCAACUCCCAUGCAAUGCCGAGGCUGCGGAUAGGCAUCGGGCGCCCCGCCCACCCUGAUACAGUGCAGGCCCAUGUGCUGGGCUCUUUCUCCGCCGCUGAGCAGGAACUGCUGCCUCUGUUGCUGGAGCGAGCCACCGACAUGCUCCUGGACCACAUCCGGGAACGAAGCCAGCGGCCCUCGUUAGGCCCUGACCUCAGUGAAUUCCUGCCUCCCUAACCACCAUGCCCACACAUCAGCCAGGUUCACAGAGGUGCCGUGCCAACCUGUGGUAUCCGCUUUUUAUAGACCUCUUCUCUGGGCUGCCCCAGGCCACCUAUAGAUUAAAGAGAGGGCACUAUGGCCACAAUGGUCCACUUCUGGGAUGGGGAUUGGUCUUCUCUCUGUGUUUUACUUGGAAAGUAGAGAAACUCCAGGAAGACUAAACUUUUUGAACCUUUU